This is a messenger RNA of Sardina pilchardus (European sardine), 2335 nucleotides long. It is a transcript of the gene orc2, whose product is annotated as origin recognition complex, subunit 2. Lineage: Eukaryota; Metazoa; Chordata; Actinopteri; Clupeiformes; Clupeidae. The record is from RefSeq and is a predicted model, not a curated record. The coding region runs from base 126 to 1880 and encodes 584 amino acids. Gene Ontology annotation, cellular component: nuclear origin of replication recognition complex; nucleus. Gene Ontology annotation, molecular function: DNA replication origin binding. The transcript has 17 exons. Gene Ontology annotation, biological process: DNA replication.
AUUCUUUCUGAAACCGGAAGAAGUAGUUGCAGGCCACCAACAAAUGGAUACCCAUAACACGUGAAGAUAAUUGUAGUCACCAGUAUUUCUGUUGUCAGAUUGCUUUUGUUACGUUAAAGUUACAAAUGCAAACCAUGAGUCCUCUGAAACGAUCUGCGGAUUCCUCCUCCCUCGAAGUGCGGUUCAUUGGAGAUGGCGAUGUAUUAAACCACAUAGUAGAGAAGCAUGGAGGUCCAAAGACAACAUCAUCCUCUGUGCAAACUUUGGUGACUGUGAAAGGCUCCAAGAAGAAGCUCACUGAUGAAGAGGAUGAUGAAGAAGAGGAGGAGGAAGACUUUAAUGAACAGGACUAUGUGGAUGCCCUAGGCACAGGGACCGAAGAAGGAGCUGAGAAUGGGUCCACAGGCACAUCUGGCGCUAACGUCUUCACUUUUCACUCGCUCAAACGCAAGAACAAGAUGGCACAGAUGGCGUCCGAGUGGGCUCGCACUCCAGCGAAGAGCGUCAACUUCAGCGUCUCAGAUUCCCCAGAGAAGGCAGACGGCAAGAGGGCUGCCACUCAAAACAAGACUCCACAAAAGGGGAAGAAGGUGCAGUUUGUCUCCACUACUCCCCAUAGGCUGAGAAAGAGAUUAUCAGCACCCAACCUGAAGUCGGACAGCGACAGUGAUCUCUCCGCAUCCAACUCGGAGGAUGAUGAAGAGGGUGAGGAAGACGAGGUUGCUGGACGAGAGAAAAAUGGUACGGCUGAGGUCCAGCCUAAAACCCCCAGCAAGUCGGCCACAGCUUCUGCUUCUGCUGCCGCUGCGCUCUACAAGACUCCUGCCAAGAAGAGCAAGAAGGCACCCGAGCCUCAGCCUAAUCUGGUGGAGGAGUACUUUGAGGCCCACAGCAGCUCCAAGGUCCUGACAUCCGACCGCACCCUCGAGAGACUUCAGACCCCCAAACUGGACCGGGACACGCUGGUAAGGCUACUGGACGGAAAGCCUUCCUGUUACAACACGGAGAUCAAUCAGCUGAACCAAACCCACGAGAAGCUCUUCAGCAAGUGGAUGUUACAGUUGCAGUUGGGUUUUAACAUGCUACUGUAUGGCCUCGGCUCGAAGAAGUUUCUGCUGGAGAAGUUCCGCACAUCCAUGUUGUCCGACUCCAUCCACCUGGUGGUCAAUGGCUUCUUCCCCAGCAUGACCCUCAAAUCGAUCCUGAAUGCCAUCACCAGUGAAAUUCUUGAGCACGAUGGCACUUUCCGCACACCCAUGGACCAGAUAGACUUCAUUGGGAAAACUUUGAAAGAAGACCCAGACACACAGGUCUACCUGAUCAUCCACAACAUCGACGGCCCCAUGCUGCGCGGAGAGAAGACCCAGCAGGCCCUGGGACAGCUGGCCUCCAUUCCCAGCAUGCACCUGUUGGCCUCCAUAGACCACAUCAACGGCCCGCUUGUGUGGGACCAGUCAAAGAUGAGUCUGUAUAACUGGCUGUGGUACGAGACCACCACCUACCUGCCCUACACAGAGGAGACGUCUUAUGAGAACUCACUGCUGGUGCAGCAGACUGGAGCCCUGGCCCUCAGCUCCCUCACACACGUGUUGCGCAGUCUCACGCCUAACGCCAGAGGGAUCUUCAGGCUGCUGGUCGAGUUUCAGCUGGAGAACAAAGACAACCCCUCAUACACAGGGCUGUCUUUCCAAGACUUCUACCAGCGUUGUCGUGAGGCCUUCCUGGUGAACAGUGACAUCACUCUCCGAACACAGCUGACAGAAUUCAGAGAUCACAAGCUCAUCCGCACCAAGAAGGGUGCUGAUGGCGUGGAGUACCUGCUCAUUCCUGUAGACGCAGGCACUCUGACUGACUUCCUGGAGAAGGAGGACGUGGACUGAGCACUUAUGUGGGGACACCCCCACUUAUGGACUUAAAACUAGCCUUGGCCUGACUACAACAGCGAACAUGUGUCCAUGGAACUGGGCCAACAGAGAGCACCAUGGGAAAAGCUCUACUCUUCACCAUGACAACGAUGCUCUUUCAUUUUGCCAAACAAAUGUCACAUUGCAUUUGAACAGUAACCAGCACAAGACUUAAAUGAAACUCCUUGCAAAAUGACAAGCGUUUGUAGGACUUGAUGUCGUGAUGUCUAGCUCUAGACAGGGCUUGAUGGCAUGGACUCUUGUGAGCUAUCUGUGUGCGAUGAAUGCGACUGGAUGCUGCACUUCAUAAGCCUUCAACAACAGCUCACAUACGGCCAUUUGAAACUGUAGAUUAAUGACGGACAUUAUUGAACCAUGAGCUGAGGAAAAUAACAUUUUGUACUUGUAUCAUUAAAAGAAUCACUUUUGCA